Echinops telfairi (small Madagascar hedgehog) is the source of this 2005-nucleotide messenger RNA. RefSeq names its product tripartite motif containing 25 (gene TRIM25). Bases 1 to 1860 code for a protein of 619 amino acids. The transcript has 9 exons. Gene Ontology annotation, molecular function: protein binding. The record is from RefSeq and is a predicted model, not a curated record. NCBI's taxonomy places the organism in Eukaryota, Metazoa, Chordata, Mammalia, Afrosoricida, Tenrecidae.
AUGGCGGCGCUGAAACCGCUGGCCGAGGAGCUGUCGUGCCCCAUCUGCCUGGAGCCCUUCAAGGUGCCGGUGACCACGCCGUGCGGCCACAACUUCUGCUCACGGUGCCUGGACGAGACGUGGGCCGUCCAGGGCGCCCCGUACAGCUGCCCGCAGUGCCGCGCCGUCUACGCGGCGCGGCCGAAGCUCAACAAGAACACCGUGCUGUGCGCCGUGGUGGAGCAGUUCCUGAGCGCCGAGCUGGCCCAGGCCCAGGCCCAGUGUCCCGACGACGGCUGGACGCCGCCCGGCCGCGCCGCCGCGUUGUCCGCCGCAGCCGACUCGGUGGCCUGCGACCACUGCCUGAAGGCGACCGCCACCAAGACCUGCCUCGUGUGCAUGGCCUCCUUCUGCGCCCAGCACCUGCAGCCGCACCUGGACAACCCGGUCUUCCGGGACCACCCGUUGCAGCCGCCCAUCCCCGACCUGCAGCGCCGCAAGUGCUCGCUGCACAACCGGCUGCGGGACUUCUUCUGCCCGGAGCACAGCGCCUGCAUCUGCCAAAUCUGCCUGGUGGAGCACAUGGCCUGCUCGCCCCUGAAGCUGAGCCAGGCCAGCGCCGACCUGGAGACCAAGCUGAAACAAAAGCUGGCGGUCAUGCAUGGUCACAUCAACGGGGCGAAGAAAGCCAUGGAGGACGUGCGAGCCAGGCAGCAGGACUUGCAGGAGGCAGCGAACAAGAAGGUUGAUGUGCUCCAACAAGAAUACAUGGAAAUGAAGGCGUUCAUUGAUGCCUCAGAGGCCAACUCUACCCGGAAGAUAAAGGAAGAGGAGAAGCGGGUCAGCAACAAGUUGGACAGCAUUUUCCAAAUCCUGUUCAAGAAGAAGCAUGAGAUCCAGACCCUGAAGGAGGAGUUUGAAGCGGCCUUGAGUAAGGGGGACGAGUUUGAGUUUCUGGAGAAAGCCUCCAAACUGCAAGGAAUCUCCACGAAGCCAGUCUACGUGCCCAAGGUCGAGCUGAAUCAGGAGCUGAUCAAGGGCGUCUGUCAGGGCACCGUUGACCUCAAAAACGAGCUAAAGAGGUACAUUAGGCAGCACCAGGAGAAGAAGCCUGAGGAUGUCCCCAGUCCAGGUGACUCCAGAGAGCGUGUCCCGCCCUCCGCCACCAAGAAGAAGCUUCCCAAAGACGAAAAGAAGCCCAAGAAACCCACUGCUGUUCCUGCACCAUCGAGCAAGGUGCCAGAACCAGCCGAUCCCGAGGCCAAAGGCACCGCGCCCCCGCAGAGUGCAUCCCUCAAGGCCAAGGAGCUGGAGGUCUUCUUAGCCAAGUCCAGACCCGAGCUCCUGGAGUACGCGACUAAAGUCAUCUUGGAUUUCAACACCGCCCACAGCAAGGUGGCUCUGACGGAGAACUUCACCAUGGCGUCAGUGGCGGACACCCCCCAGAACUACCGGCCCCAUCCGCAGAGGUUCACCUACUGCUCGCAGGUGCUGGGUCAUCACUGCUACAAGAGGGGGGUCCACUACUGGGAGGUGGAGCUGCAGCGGAACAACUUCUGCGGCGUGGGCAUCUGCUACGGCUGCAUGGAGCGGCAGGGCCCCGAGAGCCGGCUGGGCCGGAACGACACCUCCUGGUGCGUGGAGUGGUUCAACACCAAGAUCUCUGCCUGGCACAACAACACGGAGAAGACCCUGCCCUCCACCAAGGCCACGCGUGUCGGCGUGCUCCUCAACUGUGACGCCGGCUUCGUCAUCUUCUUCGGCGUCACCGACAGGGUCCACCUGCUGUAUAAGUACAGGGCGGACUUCAGCGAAGCGCUCUACCCGGCUUUCUGGGUGUUCUCCUCGGGGGCCACGCUCUCCAUCUGCCCCCUCAAGUAGGCUGGCCGCGAGGCACCCACGGAGACCUGCCCGUGGAGUGCCCAGGGCCUGGGGGGAGAAGGCCGCCCCAGCAGGUGCUCCCUUGGAGAACAUCCCGAGAGUCCCCCAAGGGUUAAAAGAGAGAGAGCGCAGGGGGAGGGGUGUG